Molecule: messenger RNA, 2363 nt
Organism: Olea europaea var. sylvestris
Lineage: Eukaryota; Viridiplantae; Streptophyta; Magnoliopsida; Lamiales; Oleaceae
Product: casein kinase 1-like protein 10
Exons: 14
Coding region: 649-2037 (462 amino acids)
Biological process (GO): peptidyl-serine phosphorylation; signal transduction; endocytosis
Cellular component (GO): cytoplasm; nucleus
Molecular function (GO): ATP binding; protein serine/threonine kinase activity
Source: RefSeq, a predicted model, not a curated record
GAGUAUAGAAAAAAGUUAACAGAAGUUGUGACACAAUUCUUUUCCACCACACCCCACUAGUGAAUGCUUAAAGGAACCUGAGUUUUUCUCAUCCUCUCUCUCUAUAAUUUCCUACACAGAGCCUCCCAGAAUUUAUACCGCAGAUUUCGUUAGAUUGUCUCAAAUUCCCUCCUGGUUCCACUUCAUAACCCAUUAGUCUCUGCACUUCAUACUUACACCCUUACACGUACAAUGAAUAAAUAAAUAUUUUUCCGUCAAACCAAAAACAAAACCUGGAUUUUAUACAUUUUAGGUCUAUCCUCCCCGUAGUCUGAGAUUUUUGACCUUUUCCAUGUCAAUAUGUAGAUUUUUAUUGGGUUUCUUUUAAAACUUUGAUUCAGUGUCUUUAUUGAUUUAUAAUCACCAGCAAUAAGAAAUUAGCAUUUAGGACUGGGGCUUCUACCGUAAUUUUUUUCAUCAAAGAAAUAAUUUUUUUUUUAAUCAUUUUCUGUAAUUAAGUUGGAAUGGAUCUGAGAGCCGUUGUUUGAAUUUGAGGAUUUGAUUGUUGAGAAGAAGUUAUCACUUUUGGUGUUGAAUGGUUAACUGUAUAAUCAAGCAAGAUUAAUUUUUUUAUUUGGGUCGUUUUUAAUUCAUUUUUCGAAAUUAAGUAUGGAUCAUGUGAUUGGAGGUAAAUUUAAGCUGGGGAGGAAGAUUGGAAGUGGAUCCUUUGGAGAGCUUUAUUUGGGAACAAAUAUACAAUCUGGAGAAGAAGUUGCUGUGAAGCUGGAAUCUGCUAAAACUAAACACCCUCAGCUUCACUAUGAAUCAAAGUUGUAUAUGCUUCUUCAGGGAGGCACUGGGAUUCCCCACCUUAAAUGGUUUGGAGUUGAAGGGGAGUAUAAUGCCAUGGUUAUUGAUCUUCUUGGACCUAGUUUAGAAGAUUUAUUUAACUAUUGCAAUCGGAAAUUUACAUUAAAAACAGUUCUAAUGCUGGCUGAUCAGUUAAUCGCUAGAAUAGAGUACAUGCAUUCUAGGGGUUUUCUUCACCGUGAUAUAAAGCCUGAUAACUUCUUAAUGGGGUUGGGGCGCAAAGCAAGUCAGGUAUAUAUCAUUGACUAUGGGCUUGCAAAGAAAUAUAGGGAUCUUCAAACUCAUAAGCACAUACCAUACAGGGAAAAUAAAAAUCUCACUGGCACGGCUCGUUAUGCUAGCGUAAACACCCAUCUUGGAGUUGAACAAAGCAGAAGGGAUGAUCUAGAAUCUCUUGGUUAUGUCCUUAUGUACUUCCUCAGGGGAAGCCUCCCUUGGCAGGGCCUGAAAGCUGGCACUAAGAAGCAAAAGUAUGACAAAAUUAGUGAGAAGAAGAUGCUUACACCUGUAGAAGUUCUUUGUAAAUCUUAUCCAUCGGAGUUCAUAUCAUAUUUCCAUUAUUGUCGAUCAUUGCGAUUCGAGGACAAGCCUGAUUAUAUGUACUUGAAGAGGCUUUUCCAAGACCUCUUUAUUCGAGAAGGUUAUCAAUUGGACUAUGUGUUUGACUGGACUAUAUUGAAGUAUCCACAGAUUGGCUCCAGUUCUAGAGCACGACAGCCAAUGGGAAAAUUACCCAUAAACCCUGGGCUAUCGGCUGAAAGAGUACACAAGACUCCAGUGAAGCAAGAAGUUCGAGACAAAUUAUCUGGUGCAGUUGAAGCAUUUGCCAAAAGGAACGGUUCUAAUGGAGGCUUGCACAGGGAAAACUCGAGGCACAGAUCGGUAGACGUGCCAUCAUCAAAAGAUGUGCAACCUGAUUCUGAAAGAGGACGGUUAUCUCGCACUGGUAGCACUUCAAAGAGCCGCCUACUAUCAAGCAGCAGGCCAAGCUCCUAUGGGGAAGCCAGUGAAAAUCGCAAUAGCCGGUUAGGUUCUGGCAGCGGUCGACUAUCCACCACUCACAGAUUACAACCUGGCUUUGAGUCCAAAUCUUCUUCUUUCAUGCGUGCUGCAGUCUCCAGAGGCGGCCAUGAUGAUGCUCUCCGUAGCUUUGAGCUUCUAAGAAUUGGCUCCGGGAAAAGAAAAUGAUGAAAUGGCGUAUUUGAAACAUUGUGGUUGUGUUAAAGCCUCAUUGUUCCUACCUUACAAUGGAAAUAAAGCGACCCUAUUUUAUACAUUCGUGACUCUGAGUAUCGGGUAUGCAACUAAAAUUUCAUGGGUCGAGUUUAACCGUGUGGCCUAAGAAUUCAGCUGUCGUAAAGCCACUUCUUUGAAAAUUGUUACUUACUAUUCUAGCUUUAACCUUGUAUUGUAACCCAACAAUGAUGCAUGUUAUCGUUAGACUAUUGUAGUUCUACUAGUACUUGUCUUAUCCAUUGUUAUACAACUUUCCAAAUCUUUAGCUCCUUUUGUCA